GCCGGCUUUGAAUAUGUUUUGAUUGAUUCGUUACGUAAUAAUUGUUGUUUUUUGUCGAGUGGAAUAGCUCGAAAUGCUGCUGAGACAUUUCCUGGUGGCUCUAAGAGCCUCAAAGACCGCGUUCUCCCUUCAAUCUCCCAUAAAUCUUCCUGCAAACUGCACCCUGUUCGCACCCCAGCGAUUUUAUAGCAACGUGCCGGAAAUUGGAAUUGUGGACUACGAUGUGGUGAAAAAUCUUGCUCCACAGAAACUGCUCAUAGAUGUCAGGGAACCUGACGAGCUUACGAAGACUGGCCAAAUCCCUUCCAGCAUCAACAUACCCUUAGGCAUAGUCAGCCAGGAGCUAUCCACCAGCGCUGAACUCUUCAAAUCAAAAUAUGGCCGAGAAAAGCCACAAGCCAGCACAGAGAUUAUAUUCCACUGCAUGAUUGGCAAGCGGAGCCUGAAGGCUGCCGAAGCAGCCGCCGCCCUGGGCUUCAAGAAUCUGAAAAACUACGAGGGCUCCUGGACAGACUGGGCCAAGCGCGAAGGAUUGCCCAAGUAGAGAAAAAGAAUAACAAAUGCAAUAAAAUUUC
Drosophila obscura is the source of this 575-nucleotide messenger RNA. RefSeq names its product rhodanese domain-containing protein CG4456. Gene Ontology annotation, cellular component: mitochondrion. The transcript has a single exon. The record is from RefSeq and is a predicted model, not a curated record. Gene Ontology annotation, molecular function: thiosulfate-cyanide sulfurtransferase activity. Lineage: Eukaryota; Metazoa; Arthropoda; Insecta; Diptera; Drosophilidae. Bases 74 to 544 code for a protein of 156 amino acids.